AUGGAACUUGGUGACUGGAGAAAUAGUAUUGUCAAUCAGUUACAAGCCAGGAAUAAGUACGAAACAGCCGCAUUCCAGGACAUAAUUACUUUUCAAAGUAGACUGUUUGAUAAUGUCAAUACUUUGAAAAAUGAAAAUUUACAACUAACAUUAGUUAAUGAAAGAAUAAGAUACUCAAACACAGACAGCAGUUUAGCAGGUGGUGGUAAUGUAAUUAAUGAAAAAAUACAAGCAUUAGAACAAAAGAUAUUAAUUCAACAAGAGGAGUUAACAUCUUUACAUAGACGUCGGGGUGAAAGUGCACAGCAGAUUAUUAAUCUCAAUGCUCAAGUACAUGAUCUGGAAAAGCAAUUACAGGCUAAAGAUAUUAUAUCAGUGAGUGAAGUGAUUUUGUUUUUUCAGGAUGAAAAUCGUUCCUUAGCGGACAGAUUUCUAAAAUAUAAAGCCAAGGAUGCGGAUAAAAUGAAUGAAGAAAAUGAACAUUUUUUGAAGUCAAGCAACCCUACCGCGUUUAUCAUCAACACGAUUGGUAGAGUUAGUUUCGGAAAGAAGAGUGACAAACUCCGCAAAGAACUUGAGGAAGCAGCUAGAGAAGGUGGCAGUAGAAGUAGUGGUGGCUCCCCUGGUGGGUCUGCCGACGAUAAGAUACUUGAUUCUAUGCCGUACUACACGACAUCGUUACCAAACAAAGUAGCUUUAAGAUUUAGUGAACGAGUCAAUAUACAUUGUAUGUAGAUGUACAAUGUAUAUGGACUCGUACACUCUAUAUUAAAACAGUUCAAAAAAGAAUCGUCUGAUCAGCAUUUCGAGUUCAACGCUCUGCAAACUAAAUUCGCCAAUUAAUUAUUAUCAUUUAUAAUCUUAUUACAUUGAAAAAGUGUACAAAUCAUUACACACAUAAUUGGAUUUGGUAAUUUAUUCCGUUUCUCCCUUAAUAUCCGUAUAAACUGGAGGCGUCCUAUUAUUUAUAUAUACCAUAUGCAUAAUAUGUUAUUUAUUUAGGAUGCCCACGAUGGCGAAGUCAAUUCUGUGAAAUGGAGUCCUACAGAGCGAAUGUUGGCAACAGGAGGUGCCGAUAGGAAAGUCAAACUAUGGGACGUUUCAAAAUGUAUAGUGGAAAGCAAAGGCACGCUUGUCGGCUCGAACAAGAGUGUUAUGUCGGUGGAUUUCGACUCGACUGGAGCGUAUCUCGUCGGGGCGUCAUACGAUUUUGCAUGCCGGGUGUGGACGGUUUGCGACCAGAGACAAAGGGUAUAG
Messenger RNA from Diatraea saccharalis (sugarcane borer), 1257 nucleotides. The record is from the annotation of a GenBank genome assembly. NCBI's taxonomy places the organism in Eukaryota, Metazoa, Arthropoda, Insecta, Lepidoptera, Crambidae.